AUGGACAAAAACAGGGACCUCGAAAAUCAUCCAAAAACGAAAGUAAGAUCCUGAGAGAGAAGAGAACGUUUCCAGGCAGCAGUCAUGACAACCAUUCGAAGAUUUUGUUGCAAUGAUCUUCUCCGAUUUACUAAUGUCAAUUUCGAUCAUCUUACCGAAACUUUCAAUAUGUCAUUCUACAUGACAUACUUAGCAAGAUGGCCUGAUUAUUUUCAUGUAGCUGAAGCUCCUGGAAAUAUAACCAUGGGUUACAUUAUGGGGAAAGUUGAAGGACAAGGCGAAUCUUGGCAUGGCCAUGUAACUGCAGUUACUGUUGCUCCGGAGUAUAGGAGGCAGAAAUUAGCUAAGAAUCUCAUGAGCAUGCUCGAGGACAGCAGUGACAAGAUUGACAAGGCCUACUUUGUGGACCUCUUUGUGAGGGCAUCCAAUGGACCAGCCAUAAAAAUGUAUGAAAAGCUUGGCUAUAUAAUCUAUAGACGGGUGCUGCGGUACUAUUCUGGAGAGGAAGAUGGAUUGGACAUGCGGAAAGCUUUAUCACGAGAUGUUGAAAAAAAGUCUGUUAUUCCCCUCAAAAGACCAGUUACUCCCGAGGAACUGGAAUAUGACUAGUUAAUUGUGGUGUUUCAGAUGUCCAUGUUUAUUAGCUAUAUCUCUUGCUAUGAACAUGUAACUUGAGCUCUAAAACUGGCUUUGAAUUGUGCUGUUUAUGCUUCAACGUAUUGUAGUAAUAUUGUAGUAUAAACUUGUGACAGAUAUGUUUAUCGAGUUUAAUGAUUUAUCAAUAAUAGCAACCUCAUCCUUAAUAA
Messenger RNA from Papaver somniferum (opium poppy), 806 nucleotides. RefSeq names its product N-terminal acetyltransferase B complex catalytic subunit NAA20. Gene Ontology annotation, molecular function: protein-N-terminal amino-acid acetyltransferase activity. The transcript has 6 exons. Gene Ontology annotation, cellular component: NatB complex. Bases 85 to 609 code for a protein of 174 amino acids. The record is from RefSeq and is a predicted model, not a curated record. Lineage: Eukaryota; Viridiplantae; Streptophyta; Magnoliopsida; Ranunculales; Papaveraceae. Gene Ontology annotation, biological process: N-terminal peptidyl-methionine acetylation.